AUGGCUAUUAAGCUAGUGGUUGGUGGGCUCACUUUAAGCGUGGUUAGUGUAUACGCACUGCAAGCGGGCUUGGUAGAGGAGUUCAAGAGGAAAUUGUGGGAGGAUUUAGAUGAGGCGGUGCGUGGUAUUCCGUACUCCGACAAAAUUUUCAUAGGAGGUGGUUUUAAUGGUCAUAUUGGGGAGAUGACUAGGGAUUAUGAUGAUGUGCAUGGUGGGUUCGAUUUUGGAGUUAGGAAUAAAGGUGGUACUUCGUUGCUGGAUUUUGCUAGAGCCUUUGAUUUGGUGCUAGCUGACUCGUGUUUUCAGAAAAGGGAGGACCAUUUGGUUAUUCCGAGUGAGUGGCUUUCGACCCAACAUAUGCUCUUGGUUAUGGACUUGGAGAUUAAGUGGGAGAAGAAGAAGAGAACGGUGUUUGGUUAA
Molecule: messenger RNA, 420 nt
Organism: Nicotiana attenuata
Lineage: Eukaryota; Viridiplantae; Streptophyta; Magnoliopsida; Solanales; Solanaceae
Exons: 2
Coding region: 1-420 (139 amino acids)
Biological process (GO): chromatin remodeling
Cellular component (GO): nucleus
Source: RefSeq, a predicted model, not a curated record